Aspergillus saccharolyticus JOP 1030-1 is the source of this 2868-nucleotide messenger RNA. It is a transcript of the gene GbpA, whose product is annotated as protein GbpA. Gene Ontology annotation, molecular function: ATP binding; ATP hydrolysis activity. The coding region runs from base 1 to 2868 and encodes 955 amino acids. The record is from RefSeq and is a predicted model, not a curated record. The transcript has 4 exons. Lineage: Eukaryota; Fungi; Ascomycota; Eurotiomycetes; Eurotiales; Aspergillaceae.
AUGGACUGCUCAAUGACACGCCCAUCGGCGACAUCACGAUUUCCUUUCUUCCCCUUCUCGCUGUGGUCGAAGAAGCCCCAGCAAUCAGUCUCGACGCAGACCCAAACACAAACUCCACAGACGGCGAAGAUGCGACCACAGCUUCAGAUUCAAACCACAACCCCGACACAGACGCAACUCCCACCCUCCCCUCCAGAAACCCCCGUCAUGGUCGAACACCCUCAGCAAACCGCAGAGGAGCGCGCUGAACGCGACCACCAGGAUCGAGAGACCGCGCGACAGGAGGCCCUGGACGAGCUGGAUAGUCUGGUCGGUCACGAGAAUGUUAAGCGCCAGUUGCGCGGUGUUCAGACCUGGGUGCAGAUCUGUCGGCGACACGGUCGCGACCCGAAGAACGAGUGGUACAACAUGGCCUGCGUGGGAAACCCAGGGACUGGCAAAACCACGGUGGCGCGGAUCUACGCGAAGAUGCUCUAUGCGCUCGACAUCUGUGACUCGCCGGCUGUCUACGAGACGACGGGCACAGACCUAGCCAACCAGGGACUCGACGGCGUCAAGCAAAUCGUCGAUCGCCUUGUGGACGCGCAUUCGUCAGCUCAUACAGCCGGUGUUCUUAUCGUCGAUCAACCACACACCUUGGGAGAGUCUGGCUCGUCCCAAGUGAUGGAGCAGAUUCUUCCAAGUCUGCUGCAGGCUGUUGAGCGCAAGACAGGUCGCAAUGUGGUGAUCUUCUCCGGCGAGGAGACGCCCCUGUUGACCUUCCUGCGCGACCAUCCGCGCCUGCAGCAACGCAUCUGCAGCACACUGCGUUUCUAUGAUUUCGAUCGCAACGACCUCGCUCAGCUUAUUGCCCGGCGCAUCGUGCUGGAAUAUCAAGGUCGCAUGCAGGUUGAGGGUGGCCUUGAGGGUCCGUACGUCCAGGCUGCGGCUCGACGAUUGGCGCGCGGGCGCGCCAUGUCGGGCUUCACCAACGCCCAUGCCGUGCGCGAGCUGGUCAAGACGGUCGCGCAGCGUCAGGCCCACUGUCUUGCCGAUCAGCAGGACAGCGCCAUGGAUGAGGUGGAUUAUUUCUUCUUUUCAAAGGAUGAUCUACUGGGUCCACGACCCGAGCAGACACGCAACCACAGCGAAGCAUGGGCGGCCAUGCAGAAACUGGUUGGCCAGGAUUCCCUGCGCAUGUCGGUCGCUGAUGUGUUCGACACAGCCGAGGAGAAUUACCACCGCGAAAUUCGCAACCAGCGUCGUCUGCCGCUCAGAGUGAACCGCAUCUUCGCCGGGCCACCAGGCACUGGAAAAAGCACUGCGGUUCGAUUGUACGCCCAAAUUCUCCUUGAGCUGGGACUAUUGACGAACGGAGAGGUCCGGGUCAAACCGUGGUCAGCCAUCUCGCAACUGGACGCAGACAGCAUCCGCGACAUUGUCGACAGUAACAGCGGUAACGUUCUGGUUAUCGAUGUCGACUCUGACCGGCAGGAGACUUCUCAGAAUCACCCUGUAAUGGACCCCAGUGCCUUGGAGACUCUCUGGGCACCGCAGGACAAUCAUUGCACGGUCGUGGUGGGCACGCACGAUGCGGUCAGUCACGUCCUGCACCAGACAGGGUCGCAUUCGCGUCUGAGUCGCGCGAUGGACACGCAGCUUGUUCAAUUCGCACCUCUGACACGCGACCACUUGGAGGAGCUCUUCCACAGCAAGCUCCGCGAGCAGGAGUUGGACGUCACUCCUGACGCCUUCCAGGCCGCACUGGACAUGCUUGACACGGCCCGCAUGCGCCAGGACUUCGAUCACGCGCGCGCGGUGGAGCAUCUUCUCACCGCAGCGCAGUAUCACUUUGAGCGUCGGACACGCGUCGGCGCGAAGGGCGAGCCCAUGCCUCGCAUUCUCGAGGGAAGGGACUUCAACCCCGAGCGUGUGGGCGGGACACCCGCCUUAGACUUUCGCGAGGAGCUGCGUCAAUCUAUCGUUUCCGACGAUAUCAUCGCUGUCCUGAAGAGGUAUCACCAUGAGAUGAAGAUCUCCUGGAUGCAGGGCCUGAACCCGAGCAAGCGAAUGCCUUGCGGCUUUGUCUUCAAGGGCGCGGCGGGCACAGGCAAGAAAACCGUCGCUCGUGAGCUUGGCACCCUGUUCUACAAAAUGGGAAUGUUGUCGCAUGGUGAACUGGUGCCUUGUUCGAUCGCCGACUUGCUCGCCCCGCACAUGUACCCAACUGCGAUUCGCGCCCGGGGGGCCCAACUCGACCGUAGUCGCGGUCGGGUUCUGUUCAUCGAAGAUGCCCAUCGUCUGGGUGAGGUCGAGGGGCCUACGAAGCAUGCGGUGGAUGAGCUCGUCUACCAACUCCCCCGGUAUUUGGAUCAGACCGUGGUGAUUCUGGCUGGACCAGCCCAAGAGAUGGACCAGAUGCUGGCUAAUCGACCUCGCCUGGCAGCAUUGUUUCAGGAAGAGAUCAUCUUCCGGAAUCCGACUCCCCGAGAGUGUCUGCGACUGCUGGACCGACGGCUGACGGAGCAGAAAAUUGCCGGGCCUCGACUCUAUCUGACCGACCCUCGCACGCCGAGCCACCGUGAAUUCACACGUGCCAUUCAGAUCCUCUCGAUGUUCCCCUGCUGGAGCAACGCGCGCGACGUUGAAACUUUGGCCCGGUGGAUGGUGGCCGCGUGUGUCAAGGAUCUGUCUUUGGAGGGGGUGGGAGAUAAAGAGCUGGACAAGCUCCAGCUGAAUGAGGAGCAGGCCAUGGGGGCUAUGGUCAAGCUUUUCAGCUUGAAGCGAGACCGACUUCGAUUUAACCAGGACCCGAAGGCUCGAGCUUUACCUCGAGUGCUGUCGCAACCUCGCAUUACCGAUCGGACGGGAGUGAAAUUCCCCGUCUAA